CGACUUUUUUCCUUGAUUUAAAUCAAACAAGGGCCGAUGUUCGAUGCAGAAGUGCAGCUCCACAUACCUGCGCAGAUAAUUCCACCAACACCUGUCGCGUGCGGGCCAGCUGGCGCGGCCGACCAAUCAGCGCGGUGCGAGCCGGGUAUAUAAACCCGCGCACAUCCCUCUACCCUCAUUCCGCCACCGACCUUGGUCCCGUGAGCAUCUCCCGUGUCGUGUCUCAGUGUGUGUGUGUUGUGUACUUUAUUGUCAAGAUGAUCAUCUGCCUGUCUGGAUUUGUUAUUGCCGGAACCUCCCCGGCCCCGCUAUCCGUCUCCAGAAAUGAUAUUUCUGGCAGCAGCCUGGUCCGCACGGAGGGCGCGUGGCUGGCGUGCGCCGCGCCCCCCGCGCCCCCCGCCGAGGGGGGGAGGUUCCCCCCGCACCAGCUGCAGCUGCUGCAGCGGUACCCCGCCGCCCCCGCGCACCGCCCGCCGCCGCCUGCGCUGCUUGCGCUUAGAGGAGUGGGUCGCUCCUCCAGCAGCUCUGCCGAGUCGGUGUCCAGCUCGUCGCCGCCGCCCGCGCCGCCCGCCCUCACCGGGUACCGCCCGCCCGUAGGCAGAUAUACUCGAGUCCGAACCCUCUACGCGUGCCUCGGCGAGAGCGACGGCGAGCUGUCCUUCGAGCCGAACCAGAUCAUAACCAACGUGGCCCCGAGCGGCGAGCCGGGCUGGCUGCGCGGCACGCUCAACGGCCGAGCCGGGCUCGUGCCAGAGAACUACGUGGAGCCCCUGCCCUGAGCCACCCCUGCAGCGGGAGACUCCAGGGAUUUGACUGGGAAUGUUGACCACCCCUGAAGGUGGACUCCAGGGGAUUUAAGUGGAGGUAUUGUGGAAGAAAAUGCCGAGAAGUUGAGGGCAGGGAAUUUGACUGCGAAUAUUUGCGUUAAGGAGUGAUUGUAGAUACUUUUGUAGUGUCGGUUUGUUUAGUGCAGAAAUAUUCUCAACCACCUGUCUUUUAGGUAAGCAGGUUAUAGUGACCAUAUUGAAAUCAUUCCAAAAGGCGAGUGGUUGAGAAUUAGUUACCAGGCUUUGAGUUUACGUUUUCUGGCAUACAAAGUGGCGCCUCUAUCGGAAAUAACCGUGAAACUUUGACAGAAAACGUAUGCAGAGACGGAAUAAUUUUUACGUAUUUAAAAUCUGUACUUGGGAUGCAGUUGUAGAAUGCAAGUUGGGAAUGUUAUGUUACCGAUAUCUGUACGAUUGGAGAUGUGAUUGGAUGUCAAUUUACUAAGCCAUAUGUUAUAUACUUAAGUAGGGAAACUGAUAGCAUAUCAUAGCACAUGCUUUGUCAAUGUAACUAGUGUAAGAGGCUUUUACACGCAAACAAAAAUGUCUGUUGUAUUUCAUAAUAUGUGCGCGGUGGCAGCUAUAAGUACCUAGUUUUCGACUUAUCAUUCCAAUGUUGUAUUAAGAUGUAUUUUGCAUGAAGGAACUAGCUGUCAUACGUGACACUUUAUGUGUGAUUGUGGAAACUAUAGUCGAGUCAAUUUAAUAGGCCACAUUGACAGAUGUCAAACACGUAUGAACGUUGAACGGCUUCAUAUAUGGGCUGUGUCUCUUUCCCUAUAAUUCAAAAUAUGUGUAUUUGCGUCCCACUGUCAAAUGUGGCCUAUUAUUAUGACUCUACUGUAGUGUAGUUAGCCCAUAGAGGCGUAAUCGAGAGGGGCUCCUAAUAUAUUUAUCUAAACUAAUAUACAUAAUGUUCGUAGUAAUUUAUUGAAGGGCAGGAGGCCGCAUAUCUUAGCGUAACGUCUUGUUAACUCUUUUGUACGUCUGUAUAUUUUGUAUAAUUGUAAAUAAGCGUCUGUUGAUAUUUUUUAACUAUUUAUAUUUUUAAUUAUUAUACUUAUGUUGUGAAUAUUUCUACCAAAUAUACUGUACUGUACGUCCUUCGCGGAUUUCGUAUUAAAAAGAGAUUUAAUUACUA
Molecule: messenger RNA, 1968 nt
Organism: Plutella xylostella (diamondback moth)
Lineage: Eukaryota; Metazoa; Arthropoda; Insecta; Lepidoptera; Plutellidae
Source: RefSeq, a predicted model, not a curated record